Messenger RNA from Dicrocoelium dendriticum, 1374 nucleotides. Lineage: Eukaryota; Metazoa; Platyhelminthes; Trematoda; Plagiorchiida; Dicrocoeliidae. The record is from the annotation of a GenBank genome assembly.
CGCCCAUAUACGUGGGGCAGAGCGUCAAUCACCAGAAAAUCAAUGAAUUAAGCUGGCAUUGUUGGAUAUGUGGGCAAAAGUAGACCACCAGUCCGCCACAAUGUCACGCGAAAGGGCGCGGCGAGGUGUGUACACUUACCAUGCCCCGGAAGUGAAGAGCGCGAUAUUGAGGGCGUACGAGGCUAGGGAAGAUUGGGUAGGGGUUGCCCAAUCGUUGAAGGUGAAUCCCAAAACAUGUCGAAAUUGGAUACGAGAGUGGCUGUCGAAGAAACCGAGAGGGAAACACGGUGGCGCACGUCAUUAUGCUCUAACAGAUUCCCACUUGGAUCGCUUAGUGGAAUGGGUGUCUGAAGAUCCAUCAGCCACACUUGACGCACUACGUUCACGUCUGAAAGGUGUGUUCGAUGUGAAGGUGUCCAUUACCACGGUGUCACGUUACCUUGAUGGGAGAUUGAUACUGGUGCAGAAGUUGCACAGGAGUGCGGAGUGCGAAAAUUCGCUGGAGAACAAGCAACGGAGGAAGGCGUACGUGUUGGAAUUGAUGAAGUUGGAAUCGGAAGGGCGACAGAUAGUAUGGAUCGAUGAACUGAAUUGGAAACUGUGCAAUCCUCGUGCCAGGGGACGUAACGCGCGCGGUUUCUUCAGAGAAUACAGCACUAUAACUGAUCGAGGUCCAAAUGUGCACAUCGUGGGUGCGAUGACGAAGGAGGGAUUAAUUGCACUUUCUCUUGUCCGUGGUGAUUAUUCCGAGGAGAUGUGUGCAGAAUGGUUGCGUGAGCUCCUAGACACUACGGGUCGGGCGUUGCUCGAUGGUUGUGUGCUGGUUUGUGACAAUGCUGCGUACCAUGCUGGACUGGAAUUGGUACUGGAGGAGAGGCAGUAUCACAAGAUCUGUGUGGUGCGUCUUUCUCCCUAUUGUCCAUCCUUGAACCCGCUUGAGGGUGUGUGGAGUAUCAUUCGACCGCGUGUGCUUGAAACAAUGUGGCUACGACGUUCAGAGAUACUUGGUGGUGUCCCCGAUAGUGCUGCCUCCAAAACUGAAUGGAGGAUGCGAAUGGUGGAGGAUGCAAUGAAGGAUGCAGAAUGCUUUUUAACUGCGAACUACUGUGAACAGAUGGUGCAACUUGUGAUGAAGAACCAUACUCGAGCCUUGUAUCUAACCGAUUUGUAGCUAAUAUUUUUAAUCACCGACAAAUUUGUAAAUAAUUUUAUCUUGUUGGAUGUAUUUUGGAAUUACUUGAAUCAUCCGUGACCGAGUUUCUGACCCCGUGUCGCAAUUGUUUUUGGGUCAUCCGGUAAUGAGGACGAGUUUGUUUUGGAAGCGCUUUCGGGUAUGUCCGAUAUCAUCACUUCCGAAUUCGUGGCAACGUGAAG